This is a messenger RNA of Medicago truncatula (barrel medic), 1058 nucleotides long. RefSeq lists its product as uncharacterized. The transcript has 2 exons. The record is from RefSeq and is a predicted model, not a curated record. The coding region runs from base 52 to 813 and encodes 253 amino acids. Lineage: Eukaryota; Viridiplantae; Streptophyta; Magnoliopsida; Fabales; Fabaceae.
CUAUAAACCAAACACAAAUAUAUAUUCCAAUUAGAACCUUAAUUGGGAGACAUGGGGAACAACGAGCAUCUUGAGUAUGUGUUUGUGCCAUUGGGAUUAUUGGUGUUCUUUUUGUACCAUGCUUGGCUUCUCUUCACUAUUCUUCGUGAACCUCAUCGAACUGUCAUUGGCUUAAACGCUGAGUCUCGUAUUCAAUGGGUUCAUGCUAUGAUGAGUGAUCCCUCCAAGAACGGUGUUUUGGCGAUCCAAACAAUCCGCAACAAUAUCAUGGCGUCUACUCUUCUUUCUACAACAGCUAUCACACUAAGUUCACUUAUUGGAAUUUUUGCUAGCAGUUCGUGGAGUUCUGAUGAUACAUCAUCUUCCAUACUUCAAAGUACUUCUUCAAUCAAACACAUUUCGAUUACCAUCUGCUUCCUUGUUGCAUUUUUAUGCAAUGUUCAGUCUAUAAGAUGCUAUUGUCAUGUCAGCUUUUUAAUCAACGCGCCAACACUCAGAGAUAAAAAGGCAUAUAUGGAAUAUAUUGCUAAGACAUUGAAUCGCGCUAGUUACUCCUGGUCCCUUGGAUUGCGAGCAUUUUACUUAUCAUUUCCUCUCUUCCUAUGGAUUUAUGGGCCUAUACCAAUGUUUGCUUGUUGCUGUUUGACAUCAUUCAGUUUGUACUUUUUGGAUACAACAACUAGAAUCACAAGGGAUCUUCAUAGUGACUCAUUCAGAAAGGAGAGUGAUGAUGUAGAAUCUGCAGUGGAGGCUGAUUAUUAUCCUCUAGCUGGCAACAGUUUAGCUCAAAAUGCAGCUGUAGAUAAUGUAUAAUUGAUGUAUAUUCGUAGCAAUUACAGUUUUGGAUGAUUCUGUUAAUAAGUAUAUGAACAUAUGCCUUGGAUGUUGGAAUGAUUCGAUGAGAGUGAAUUUCAGUUUCUUGUCAAUGUCUGUAGAAUUCAUUUAAAGGUGUCCUUGCAUUUAUUGUAAGUCACCCAAUCAUGUUGGCUGUACCUUCUAUGUCUGUAAAAAUAAUAGUGUUUGAUGAUGAAAAUAAGAAGAAAAAUACAUUUUUCUUA